ACUGUGAAACGCAAUUAGAAUUUUCACUCGCUCAUACAAAAUACAUACGAAGAUUCUUACUAAAAUGAAGCAAAAGUACUGUUUGAAUAACCACCAAAAAGCAGAUUUCAAUCUCGUUAAUAAAGACAAUAAUAAAAAACAAGAUACGAUUACAACUUUUUCGCAUGAAAGUGACGAUGGCAACUCCGUCAAGAUGAACAUCGUUCAUCCAACAGCUGGUGACGAAAAGAGCAACGGCAACAUCAACUUAGCUGAAAUGACUACUAAUAAAGGAAAUGAAAAAGGACCCCGGACACUAAACAAGCAGAGCACGUCUUUCCUGGCAGAAGUUUCACAGAGUAGAGCUAGGAACCAGCAGAAGUUGCUGGACGAAGUGGACGAUGUGGGCAAUAAUCCGGACAAGAAGGGGAUAUUGGGCCAGAUGUACAUGGUGUGGAGAUUGUGUUGCAGUGAGAGUUCCAUAGCAGGAGUGCCCAACUACUCCAACUCAGAAGAUUGCUUGGUUCUGGGUUUGAGAGUUGUCGAUCGAGUCUUCGAAGAGGAGGGUUUUGAUAUCUUCGAGUCCUCAGUUGUCGGGUUGUCGGAGACGAAGGAGGAAGAAGUUGAGGGCUUAGCUGCUUCGCUCUUAAGCGAGCGGAGAAUCUGUUUGGCAUAA
Messenger RNA from Symsagittifera roscoffensis, 655 nucleotides. RefSeq lists its product as uncharacterized. The transcript has 3 exons. Bases 65 to 655 code for a protein of 196 amino acids. The record is from RefSeq and is a predicted model, not a curated record. Lineage: Eukaryota; Metazoa; Xenacoelomorpha; Acoela; Convolutidae.